Molecule: messenger RNA, 1921 nt
Organism: Pocillopora damicornis (cauliflower coral)
Lineage: Eukaryota; Metazoa; Cnidaria; Anthozoa; Scleractinia; Pocilloporidae
Product: putative serine incorporator
Cellular component (GO): membrane
Source: RefSeq, a predicted model, not a curated record
CAAGCUCUCAACCACGAAAUUGAGGAAAGAAUUGGUUUUCAUUCGACGCGUUGAAAAAACCGCUGAAAGGUGGAGGGCAAUUUAAUGGCGACUGCGUCAACUUCAUCGACUCAUGAAGUUAUUGUGGAAACCCCGAGAACCAGCGAAACAAACACUCGUGAAAAUCCAAGAUUUCGCGGAGUAGUAGAUGCGUUACUUGAAGUCUGUUAUAAACUCGAUGUGGUUCUGUGCUGUGGUUUACAUUUCUGUGCACGUUGUUUUCGCCCUCGAGUUCGCCUUCGCCGAUCAAUCUUCACCCGAAUGUCUUACAUUGGACUUCUGUUAGGGGCUUCCUUGCUCUGUUGUUUUUUGCUAACACCGCGAACAAGACACAUUCUUGGCGAUGAAUUUUGCCAAACUGUCUCCUACUUUUUCUGUGACACAUUACUUAGUUACGCGUCCGUGUACAGAGUUCUUUUCAUGUUAGCCAUCUUUUAUUUUGUCCAGAGCUUGGCUUCAUAUGGCGUGUUAUCGAGUCGUGACAGCCGAGCACGGAUCAACAAUGGCUUUUGGGGAGUCAAGAUUUUAGUUUUAUCGUUACUAACGUUUUUAUUUCUGCUUAUACCGCAUUCGGAAUACACUGGCGAAGUAUGGACAUUCUUUGGCUUAAACGGAGGCUUUGCUUUUAUAAUUUUGCAAUUUGUGCUGUUAAUUGACUUUGUACACUCGUGGAAUGCCAGCUGUGUAGAGAGACUCGAAGCCUCUACAUCUUACACACAGCUGAACUUAUGGUAUAUGGUUCUGUGGAUACCAACCAUAACACUUUACGCAAUCUCCAUUAUUUCAAUCAUCUCCUUCUAUAUUCUCUACGCAUGGGCGCCUGGCUGUCAUAAUAACAUGUUUUUUAUAACGUUUAAUGUUUAUCUCUGUGUUGCUGCCACUUACAUUUCUGUUAAUCCUGUCGUUCAAGAUGCGCGCCCGCGUUCGGGACUCCUUCAAGCAGCGGUCGCCACCUCUUACAAUACCUUCAUCACGUGGUUAGCAUUGUCAAAUGAACCUGAUGAAGUUUGUAACCCAUCACGUGACUAUCUCUUCCCUGGAACUCCAUUUAGUAACAUUCAAAUAUUGUUAAGUUUAGGAUUCAUGUUCUUUGUGUUAAUCUACGCCUGUUUACGCGAUGUUCGCGCUCCGCAGUACGGCAAACUACAACAAGGACACGUUACACGCAAGCAAACACACGAAACUCACGAGGUACCCGAUAGAGAGGACACUAGAGUGCGUGUCGACGUUUUCGAGGAAGGGGGUUGCGUAUUUGAUGAUGAGCGUGACGGCGUGGCCUACAGUUACUCAUUUUUCCAAGUGCUUUUUUGUUUAGCCGCUCUCUAUUCCAUGAUGACAUUAACUAGCUGGUACCGGCCAGAAGAGGCUCAACAUUUUAGUGUCAAGUUAGUCUGCGGAUGGGGAGCGGUAUGGAUUCGACUCUCUGCUGCUAUUUUCAGCACGUUCAUCUAUAUCUGGACAUUGAUAGCGCCUGUUAUCUUUCCCGACUCGUACAGGGAUUUAGUUUUCUUUCAAUUUAUGCUAAGCGCGCAGAAACCGAUGCGGACAGUACGAAGACCAACAAGCUGAGCUAAAGUAUUUUACAACUCUUUACCGAAAUGAAGUGGCUAAUAGUGAAUAUUUAAUGAGCUGCGAAGAAGCGAGGUAAAUGAUUACCGCCAGCCAGCUCCACUUUGCUGAACUGUUCUAGUACAUACUAAACCAGCGAGGUAAUAAAGAACAAAAAUAUGAUUUUAAUUCAUCUAUUCCUCCUACGAUGACAAUAUUUCCGCAAAUCCCGCAGGCGUUGCUCAGAGGUGAAUCAGUAAAGGAUAUUUGUAGUUUGAGUAUCCAAUCAGAACACGCUUUCAACGCUAUCGACCGCUUACGCACAUACCAGGUG